Messenger RNA from Chenopodium quinoa (quinoa), 2021 nucleotides. RefSeq names its product GDSL esterase/lipase At5g14450-like. Bases 384 to 1643 code for a protein of 419 amino acids. NCBI's taxonomy places the organism in Eukaryota, Viridiplantae, Streptophyta, Magnoliopsida, Caryophyllales, Amaranthaceae. The transcript has 6 exons. Gene Ontology annotation, molecular function: hydrolase activity, acting on ester bonds. The record is from RefSeq and is a predicted model, not a curated record.
UGUAAUUAACUAAUUAUGUAAGACUGUAAGAGUGUUAAGUACUCGUAUUUUUAUAGGAGUAAUGUCUAAUUAGAAGUUCCUUGCAAAUUAAGCUCAUAUUUGAUUAUUUAUAUAACUUAAUCAAUUUGACUUCAUCAUGUAUAAAUCAAGUACCAUGUUUGUUCGCCAAUCGCUAUCUUUCUCAGAUCGCAUCUUGUAAAUUUAUCUCAAAGUAGAUUAUUUGAAUCUUCUUCUCAGCAAUUCAAUCCCAAAUCACUUAAAAAUUAAACUUUGUAAUUUAUUUUUUUUACUUUAAACUGUAAGUCUGUUGCAGGAGAUAGUAUGAAUGCUGAAGAGAAGUUUUUUAAGUUGGGAUUCAGCUAGAGCUUUAGAUUGAGUACUACAUGUUUGAUGAAAUGCUUGAAAGAGGAAAGACUAAUGUAAUGAUGAAUUGGUGGAGUACUGUUAGUAGGAGACUUAAGGCUACUUGGGGACUGAAAAACCGUCUGUUAGUAAUGGCAAUUGGGGUUGUUGUAAUUGUUGGGUUUGCAUUACUUUUAUCUCUUGGACCGCGAAGCAAAAGGGCAGUCGGUUUAACGGAAGAAUGUCGAAUUCCUGCCAUUUACAACUUUGGUGACUCUAAUUCCGAUGCUGGUUGUGUGUCAGCUGCAUUUGGACGUGUUCCAUAUCCGAAUGGUAUUUCAUUCUUUGGCAAACCUUCUGGAAGGUAUUGUGAUGGGCGGUUAAUGAUUGAUUUCAUUGCCGAGAAGUUGGGAUUGCCUUUUUUGAGUGCAUAUUUGGAUGCACUUCAAGGAAACUUUCAGCAUGGUGCUGAUUUUGCUGCAAGUGGGACCACUAUUCAGCAUGUUGACGGGAAGCUGUUUGGAGGUGGUCUUAAUCCUCUUUCCCUCGAUGUACAACUUUUGCAGUUUGAAGGGUUGAAAGAACGGACUAGUGAACUAUCUGCACAAGAUGACACUAAGAGCCGCUUCCCAAGACUUGAAGACUUCUCAAAGGCCCUAUAUACAUUAGAUAUUGGGCAAAAUGACCUUCAUCAUGCGUUAACGACUAUGACAGAGGAUGAAGCUCGUGAAACUAUUCCCAAGCUUGUAAAUCAGUUCGCAAUGGCAAUAAAGAAACUUCACAGUUUAGGAGGCAGGACAUUUUGGAUGCAUAACACUGGCCCUAUUGGUUGCUUGCCAUAUAUUUUGGUGAAGUAUCCUCCCCAGCCUGGAAAUGUUGAUGAAGCUGGUUGUGUCAAGUCUUACAAUGAGGUAGCCAAAGAGUUUAACAAGCAACUCAAGAAUAGGAUUUCUGAACUGCGGACUCAACUCCACGAUUCCCUUUUUGUAUAUGAUGACAUUUACUCAGCUAAAUACUCACUUAUUAGUGAAUCAAAGAAAUAUGGUUUUGUUGAUCCACUCGGAUUCUGUUGCAAGCAUACUGGUAAUUAUUCUAGUUUGCAUUGUUGGAACAAAGCAGAAGUGAACGGGACUGCAGUUUAUGCAACUCCGUGCAGUAAUCCUUCAGAAUACUUAAGUUGGGACAGUAUACAUUACACCGAGGCCGCCAAUCGAUGGGUUGCAAAUCGUAUUUCAGAUGGGUCUCUCUCUGAUCCUCCUGUACCACCCAUGGCUAGUUUAUGUAUGAAAUCUUCCCUUUGAGCUUCAUUUCUGCCCUAGUCGCAAAAACAUCCUCUCCGCCACUCGUCGGAACUCUCUUAACCCUUGUCGGAGGCUGUCACACUUCCCCCAUCCCUCGAAAUCCUUCAUCACCGCCCCUGUUUUGAUUGAGCGAUGAAGUUCAUUUCGAUCUAGGGUUUUUUCGGGGCUAAUUGCGAGGGGGUGGGGAUCGAACCCAGAAUCUCUGGUUUCGUAGACCAGUGCCUUAUCCAUUGGGCCAUGAAGUCGAAUUUACUGUUGUGUUGAUUUAAACUCUCAGCAAAAUGUAUAUAUACAUUUUCACAUUUUGUCAUGUUCGUUCUUUUUACCCUGUACUCUUAACUUUUACUACCAGUAAAUUUUAUUUUUAUUCUCAUUCAA